AUGAUCGAUUAUCGAACAUAUCCACGUAUAAGUGGUUCGCUUCGGGCACAUUCCGAUAUUGCUGAACGUUUACAUUAUCGUGGUGAUAUUGAUGAAUUACAACGACGUCGACAAUUAACAUCCAAUAAAGAUACAAUAAAAACUUUAACAUGGACUGAACUUCAACAAUUAAUUCUUAAACAUACUUCUAAUCCACCAACGACCGAUUCACAAAUAAAACAAUUACGAAAAUAUGCUAUUGAAUUUGCUGGUUCAGAAUUAGAUUCAUCAUCGAUUGAUUCUGUAUGUGUGUAUAUUUUUGAUUUAUUUCGUAAUAUUAAUCAAAUACAAGUGUCACAUUUAAAAGAAUUAAAAUUAAGAUUUCCAACUUAUACUGAACAAUUAGUAACACAAACAUUUGAAUUAAUACGUGCAUUACAAAACUCUCUUAAACCAGAUUUUUUCGAAGAAUAUUCAAUACCGAAUGACUCGAAAUCAUUAUCGAAAGGUUUAUUUGGUGAAACAACUGUCUUUCAUCCUAUUUCAUUGCAAAUUAAUGAACCAAUACCAUGGUUAGAUCGUUUAUCUUAUGAUCAUGCUUAUGAAGAACAAGAAAGAAUCAAUCUUGAAGAUAGCGCAAAUGAUGAUUUUUUACCAGCAACUGCUCCGAUGGCAUCAGCUUCAUCAUCUAUUUAUACAAAGAAAUGGCUUGAAGAUCGUUUACGUAGUGUUUUACAAUCUCGUACUGAUACCGGUGAUUUAGGUCAACAAGAAUUUUGUAAUUUAGUUUUUGAAAAUCUCGUUUCAAAUCAAACUGAUAAUGAAAUUCAACUUUCGCUAUGUGAUAUUAUUGGUUAUGAUCAUUUAGAAUUAAUUGGUGAAUUAAUUCAAAAUCGUCAAAUGAUUAUAGAUGGAAUUUUAAAUAGUGCAAAAGCUCGUCCACGUGAAAUUGUUCGUGCACCAGAAUUAAUUCAACGUCAAACACAACCAGUUCAUGGUCCAACAAUAGUUGUACGAAGUAAACUAGAAGCUGAUUUAGAAAAACAACAAAGAAAAGCAGAGCGACGAGAACAACAACGACAACAAGGAGCACAACAAUCUGAUGAUAAUUUAGAUGAAUAUUUAAAUCCAGAAAUGUUAAAAUAUGAACGUGAACGACAAUUACUUACUGCAGUUGCGAAACGUUAUGAAAAAUUUGCAAAUCCAUCUCAACCACGUUCAUCUCAAGCAAAUAAAAAAUACCCAUUUGUAUUUGAUCAAUUACAAGAAAUUAAACAAAAAACAGCUUAUAUUGGUGGCGUAAAUCUUCUUUUACCAGAAAAUAUUGAACGAAAAUUAACACCAACAUAUGAUCUUGUUCAUAUUCCACAUGGUGAACAAAUUAAAUUAGCUAGUUUAGGCAAACAUAUUUGUCCGCAAUUGAUACGUUUUGAAGAUUUAGAACCAUUAGGACAAAUUCUAUUUAAAGAUGGUAUUAAAACACUUAAUUUAGUUCAAUCAGUUGUAUACAAAACAGCAGCUUUUUCAAAUGAAAAUAUUCUUAUUUCAGCUCCGACUGGUGCUGGUAAAACCAAUAUUGCUAUGUUAACAAUUCUUAAUGAAUUACGUCGUCAUUAUGAUUCAACGAAUGGUGUUUUAUUGAAUACAGAUUUUAAAAUAAUUUAUGUUGCACCUAUGAAAGCACUUGCAUCUGAAAUGGUACAAAAUUUUUCUGGUCGUCUUUCUUCUCUUGGUCUUCAAGUUAAAGAAUUAACUGGUGAUAUGCAAUUAACUAAAGCAGAAAUUGAACGAACACAUAUGAUUAUAACAACACCAGAAAAAUGGGAUGUUGUUACACGUAAAUCAAUAGGUGAUACAAAAUUUGUUCAAAGUGUUCGAUUAUUAAUUAUUGAUGAAAUACAUCUUUUACAUGAAGAUCGUGGUCCAGUUAUAGAAGCACUUGUAGCACGUACACUUCGACAAGUUGAACAAACUCAAGAACUUAUUCGUAUUGUUGGUUUAUCAGCAACAUUACCUAAUUAUACAGAUAUAGCUCAAUUUCUUCAUGUUAAUUUAAUGACUGGUUUAUUCUUUUUUGAUGGUCGUUUUCGUCCUGUACCAUUAGCACAAACAUUUAUUGGUAUUAAAGGAAAUAAUAAAAUGGAAGCAACAAAAAAUCUUGAUGAAGUUUGUUAUGAUAGAGUAUUAGAACAAAUUAAAGUCGGACGACAACAGGUUCUUGUUUUUGUUCAUGCUCGAAAUGCUACAGUUCGUACAGGACUUCAAUUACUUGAAUAUGCACGUAAUCGUGGUGAUUUAGAACAUUUUCUAUGGAAAGACAAAGAGGAUGAUGAACCAAAACAACGUCUACAAUAUCAAGAUGCAUGUAAACAUGUAUCUCAUUCGAAAAAUAUUCAAUUACGUGAUCUAUUUCCUAAUGGUAUUGGUAUUCAUCAUGCAGGAAUGUUACGACAAGAUCGAAAUAUGGUCGAGAAAUAUUUUUCCAAAGGUUUUAUUAAAGUACUUAUUUGUACGGCAACACUUGCUUGGGGUGUCAAUUUACCAGCACACGCUGUUGUUAUUAAAGGUACUGAAUUAUAUGAUAGUAAAAAAGGAUCAUUUGUUGAUUUAAGUAUUCUUGAUGUAUUGCAAAUAUUUGGUCGUGCUGGUCGUCCACAAUUUGAUACAAAUGGUCAUGGUAUUAUAUUAACAACACAUGAUAAACUUCAACAUUAUUUAGCUUUAUUAACACGACAAAAUCCAAUUGAAUCACAAUUUAUUAGUCAUUUAACUGAUAAUCUCAAUGCAGAAAUUGUUCUUGGAACAGUAUCAACUGUAACUGAAGCAUGUUCAUGGCUUCGUUAUACUUAUUUGAAUGUUCGUAUGGAUCAAUCACCAAUAACAUACGGUAUUAAUGCACAUAUGAAAGCAGCUGAUCCGAAUUUAAUGGGUUUUCGACGUGAUUUAAUUAUUAAAGCAGCUAGAGAACUUGAUAAAGCACAUAUGAUUCGUUUUGAAGAAAAAAAUGAAUAUCUAUUUGCAACAGAUCUUGGACGAACUGCUUCUCAUUAUUAUAUCAAUUAUGUAACAAUUGAAACAAUAAACGAACACUUAUUAAAUCGUUUUAUGAAUGAAGGCGAACUUAUUGGACUUGCAUCAUUAGCUGAUGAAUUUUCUCAACUUAAAAUUCGUGAUGAUGAAUUAGAUGAACUUGAUACAUUAUAUCAUAAUCAAUGUCAUUUACCUGUUAAAGGUGGUGCAGAAAAUGUUCAUGGAAAAGUUAAUAUUCUUAUUCAAGCAUAUGUAUCACGUGCACAAAUAAAUUCAUUUUCAUUAGUAUCUGAUAUGUCAUAUGUUAAUCAAAAUGUUGUCCGUUUAAUACGUGCAUUAUUUGAAAUUGUACUUAAACGUUCAUGGGCAACAUUAUCAUCACAUUUACUUCGUUUAGCUAAAACAGUUGAACAACGUAUAUGGGAUACAAUUAAUCCCUUAUGGCAAUUUUCACAAUAUAUUAGUAUGGAAAUUUUACAAAAAUUAGAUGCAAAACAAUUAACACCAGAUCGUCUAUUAGAUAUGGAUCCAAAAGAAAUUGGUAUUAUGAUACAUAAUGCACGUUUAGGUAAAGAAAUAAAAACUUUUGCAUCAUAUAUACCAAUAUUAAAAAUUGAUACACAAUUACAACCCAUAACACGAACAGUUUUACGAAUAAAAUUAAUAAUAACAGCUGCAUUCAAUUGGUCGGAUAGAAUUCAUGGUGCAAAUAGUCAAAAUUUUUGGAUAUGGAUUGAAGAUCCUGAUACAGAUAAUAUUUAUCAUUCAGAAUAUUUUAUAAUAACAAAAAAACAAGUUAAAACAGAAGAACCACAAACUAUUAUUUUUACUAUUCCAAUUAUUGAACCAUUAGCUAAUCAAUAUUAUGUACGAGCUAUUAGCGAUAAAUGGCUUGGAUCUGAUACAACAACUAUUAUUUCAUUUCAUAAUCUGAUACUACCAGAAAGACAUAUGCCACAUACAGAAUUACUUGAUUUGGAUCCAUUACCAAUCAGUGCAUUGGGUAAACCUGAAUAUGAAGCUCUAUUUAAAUUUAAACAUUUUAAUCCAAUUCAAACACAAAUAUUUCAUUGUUUAUAUCAUACAAAUAAUAAUACAUUACUUGGUUCACCAACAGGUUCAGGUAAAACAGUAGCAGCUGAAAUAGCUAUGUUUCGUGUUUUUAAUGAAUAUCCUGAUAUGAAAUGUGUUUAUAUUGCACCAUUAAAAGCACUUGUUCGUGAACGUAUUCAUGAUUGGAAAAUACGUUUUGAAGAACGUCUUGGUAAAAAAGUUAUUGAAUUAACAGGUGAUUUUACACCUGAUACACGUGCUAUACAAUCAGCUGAUGUUAUUGUUACAACACCGGAGAAAUGGGAUGGUAUGAGUCGUUCAUGGCAAACACGUUCUUAUGUUAAACAAGUUGCUCUAUUAGUUAUUGAUGAAAUUCAUAUGUUAGGUGAAGAUCGUGGUCCCGUACUUGAAGUUAUUGUUUCACGAGCAAAUUUUAUUUCAUCACAUACAGAACGACCACUUCGUAUUGUUGGUCUAUCAACAGCUGUAGCAAAUGCACGUGAUUUAGCUGAUUGGUUAGGUAUACAUGGUACAAUUGGUUUAUAUAAUUUUCGACCAAGUGUUCGACCUGUACCAUUAGAAGCACAUAUACAAGGUUAUCCAGGCAAACAUUAUUGUCCACGUUGUAUGUCAAUGAAUAAGCCAGCAUAUCAAGCUAUACGUACACAUUCACCAAAUAAGCCUGUUUUAAUAUUUGUUAGUAGUCGAAGACAAACACGUUUAACAGCCGAAGAAUUAACAAAAUAUUUAUUAAAUGAUGAUAAUCCAAGACAAUGGUUACAUAUGCCUGAACAUGAAAUAAAUAAUUUAUUAACACAAAUACAAGAUAAAAGUCUUCGAUUAACAUUAUCAUUUGGUAUUGGUAUACAUCAUGCUGGUUUAAAAGAUCGAGAUCGACAUAUUGUUGAAGAAUUAUUUGUUAAUCAAAGAAUUCAAAUAUUAGUUGCUACAUCAACAUUAGCAUGGGGUGUUAAUUUUCCUGCACAUUUAGUUAUUAUUAAAGGUACGGAAUAUUAUGAUGGAAAAACUCAUCGUUAUGUUGAUUUUCCUAUAACGGAUGUUUUACAAAUGAUGGGUCGUGCUGGUCGUCCUCAAUUUGAUGAUUCUGGCAAAGCAGUUAUUAUGGUGCAUGAUGUUAAGAAGAAUUUUUAUAAAAAAUUUCUCUAUGAACCAUUUCCAGUUGAAUCAAGUUUACUUAAUGUACUUUCUGAUCAUUUAAAUGCUGAAGUAGUUAGUGGAACAAUUUCAACAAAACAAGAAGCACUUGAUUAUUUAACUUGGACAUAUUUUUUUCGUCGUUUACUUGUUAAUCCAAGUUAUUAUCAUAUGGAACCAUUAUCAGAUAAUGCUGAUGAACAAACAACACUUAAUACAUAUUUAUCAGCUAUUGUACAACGUUCAUUAGAUGAAUUAAUACGUGCAACAUGUAUAGUUGUUAAUGAUAUUGAUCAACGUACAUUACAAGCAACUGUACCUGCACGAAUAGCAUCACAUUAUUAUAUAUCAUAUAAAACAAUAUAUAUGUUUUCACAAAAAUUAACAUCAACAAUAACAAUAGGAGAAUUAAUUGAUGUUAUUUCUUCUGCAUAUGAAUAUGCUGAAAUGCCGGUUCGUCAUAAUGAAGAUGAAUUACAUAAAACAAUGAUUGAACGUUUACGAAUACCAUGUCGAACUCAACCUCAAUUUGAUUCUCCACAUUUUAAAACUAAUUUAUUAAUACAAUAUCAUUUAAGUCGAUUAGAAUUUCCACGUGUAGAUUACAUAACAGAUUUAAAAUCUUGUCUCGAUCAAAUUAUUCGUAUUAUUCAAGCAUUAAUUGAUUUAUGUGCAGCGAAAGCACUUUUAGCACCAUGUAUACUUUGUAUACAUUUCUUACAAAUGAUAAUUCAAGCUCGAUGGAUAACUGAUCCAGAUACAUUAACGUUACCACAUAUAACUGAUCGAUCAUUAACACAAGUAUUUUCAUCUUAUUUAUGUCAAUUAAUUGAUAUUAAACGUGAAACAUUAACUAGUCUGCUUAAUGAACAUUUAUCAGCAACACAAAUUGAUGAUAUUUAUGAAUAUUUAACACGUUUACCACAAAUUGAAUUUAACUAUAAAAUACGUGGUUUUUGGUCAUCAAGUGAAGAAAUUCGACCAUUACCAACAAAUGUUCAUGCUGAUCAAGAAUAUACAUUACAAAUAACAUUAAAAAGACUUAAUCGAAUACGAAGAAAUGAUUUUCGUCAAUUAACAACAUCACCCGUUAAUAAACCAAAAGAUGAAUCUUGGAUAUUUAUACUUGGCAAUACUGAUACUGGAGAACUAAUAUGUAUGAAACGUGUUAAUCAAGCUAUACGUGCACAUACAACUGUUUCUAUAUCAUUUGUUACAUCAAAUAAAAUUGGAAGACAACGAUUAACACUUUAUUUUCUAUCGGAUGGUUAUUUAGGUCUUGAUCAACAGUAUGAUUUUAUUAUUGAUAUUGAACCAUCAUCAUUACAAACACAAAUAAAUACAGAAUUAGAUUCAUUAGCUGAUGAACUUGAUCAACGUCUUGCAGCUUUAGAGUGA
Adineta steineri is the source of this 6615-nucleotide messenger RNA. NCBI's taxonomy places the organism in Eukaryota, Metazoa, Rotifera, Eurotatoria, Adinetida, Adinetidae. The record is from the annotation of a GenBank genome assembly.